Molecule: messenger RNA, 411 nt
Organism: Eruca vesicaria subsp. sativa (arugula)
Lineage: Eukaryota; Viridiplantae; Streptophyta; Magnoliopsida; Brassicales; Brassicaceae
Source: the annotation of a GenBank genome assembly
AUGAGAUCUAAAGUUUUGUUAGUUCUUGCGGUCUUUCUAGGUCUUGGAUCCCCGACCAAGCAUGAUAGGAAGAGUGGAAACUGGUGGCUGAGUCUAGGAUCCAACCAUUUAUUGGUUGGAUAUUGGCCCUCUGAAAUUUUUGCAAAUUUAACUUAUACGGACGAGGUGCACUGGGGUGGUGAGGUGGUAGAUUCACCUCGUUUUGGCAGACAGACGAUGAUAUGUAUGGGCUCUGGGCAUUUCCCAGUUGAAGGUUUUGGCAAAGCUAGUUACAGCCGAAGCCUGGGGAUCAUCGACAAGAACAACAUUCUCCAGCCGGCUCAAGAUGUAGAACUAAAAGCAACCACUCCAGAAUUUUACAACAUAAAAAACUUGUCUAGAGAUGGUGGAAAUGGUAAGCCGACUAUUUAG